ACAAGAAGUGCCACAUCAUCAUAUUGCCAAUCCACGCCGUCGAUGUUAAUGUGCCCCACCACCCCUUCAGCAGCCGUGUCUCUCUCUUUCUGUCUCCCUCUGGAAACUUGCCUCACGUUCUCUUCAGCACGUUUUCCUUCUGUCCGGUUAAUGAAAUCUAGAUCCUCUGCAAUGGAAUAGCUCAUUUCAGAUUAGAUUUUGCUGCUGCUUUGAAGCAUUCGCAGACAGAUAUUAUCCUGAAUCAUGGCUUACCUCUCUAUGAGACAUACUCUGUCGUCCUUACCGAUUAAACACUUCACUCCUCUCACAAAAAUGCCCUGUAAUUGCUCGACUUUCAGCUCAUUGGUUACAAAAAGUGGGAGCAGAAGAAUUUUUCGUUCUUGUAGCACGUGGAAUCGGAAGUUUAGAUUAUUGAUUGAUCCGAAGCUUAGGGUUUCAUGUACAGUCCAGGAUAACGAAAAUCCAAGCGAAGGGGAAGAACCUCCUGAGUCAUUGUUUGUCAAAGAGUUAAAAAGACGAGGCAUGACUCCUACUUCAUUACUUGAAGAAAGCAACAAAAAGAUAUAUGAGAGUGGAACGACAAUCAAGGAAGAAGAUGGAAACUUAUUUCGUAAAAGUGCUGUCUCAACAGAAUCAGGAAGAAACUUAUAUAAUCAGAGAGAGCAGUCUAUGGCUCUAAAUAGUGAAGGCAUUGAGGGCUUAAUUCCGCGAGCUAAGCUUUUGCUUACCCUUGGAGGGUCAUUCUUUUUGGGAUUUGGCCCAUUGAUCCUAGUAAUCAUUGCAUUUUUCUCUGCUUUGUACGUGUAUUCUGGACCCAAAUUUAUCCACGACGCAAGCAACACCCACAUCACUCCGCCGAAAUAUGUUGAUCCUUAUGCACUCCUUGAAGAAGAAAGGAUAUCACAGAAGGCCAAUGAUCUAAAGUUCUAAAUCGAAGAAGUAAACCCCACUUUACAGAUGUGAAGUACUACGUACAUGUUUAUGCAUAUUUUGCCCUUUUGCUUAUUUUUCUUUUUGUUAGAAUCUAGGAUUUUACAAGUAGGUUUAUCUUUUCUCUGACGUGUAAAGUAUGCAUCUUAUUGCCGUGAUUUCGUGAAGGUGUCUUCAAAUGAAUUGGCUGGCUCUUUGUAUCAGCAGAAAUGCAUGUUUUAUAUCAUUAUUAUAUGAGCAGGAAUAGGCAGUUUGCAUUCAGUCUAAAUGUUCGUUCAUAUGUAGGCACAAUUGUUUUAUAUCAUUAUUAUAUGAGCAGGAAUAGGC
This is a messenger RNA of Cuscuta epithymum, 1257 nucleotides long. Lineage: Eukaryota; Viridiplantae; Streptophyta; Magnoliopsida; Solanales; Convolvulaceae. The record is from the annotation of a GenBank genome assembly.